Telopea speciosissima is the source of this 707-nucleotide messenger RNA. RefSeq lists its product as uncharacterized. NCBI's taxonomy places the organism in Eukaryota, Viridiplantae, Streptophyta, Magnoliopsida, Proteales, Proteaceae. Gene Ontology annotation, cellular component: chloroplast envelope. The record is from RefSeq and is a predicted model, not a curated record. The transcript is spliced from 4 exons. Bases 47 to 436 code for a protein of 129 amino acids.
AGAGAGAGGAAUUCGAAAACGAAAAAAGUAUUGGGAAGGAGAAGGGAUGUCAAGCAGUAGUAGCGGCAAAAGGGCUGCAGCACUGCAGAAGGACGUGCCAUGGAGGGCAUCCCCAACAGGGAAGCCAGUCCCCAAAAUCCACCACUCUCCUGUUCUUCGCCUCCCGCAAAACCCUGACUCUCGCUACGGUCUUGCUGUCAUGAAGCACCCAGAUCCUAUCGGUGCAGGCUUCGCAAUGGAAGCUAGACUUGAAGCUGCUGGACCAGAUUGCGUUGUGCCUGGUCAGAUUACACCCAUUCGCUUACUCGGUCUCCAGGUGUGGCCUGUUAAUAUCAACAUGAAAUUUAUGGAACCAGUUGAUCGGGAACUUAGGAACAUUGGGAAGUUCAUGGAUUCAGCUUUCAACCUUAUGAAUGCAUCAUUUACAGAGCGUUAGGUUGUUGGUUGUCGGAUGAGCAGCACUGUCUCUGUGAUUUAACUUUAUCAGGUAGUUGUCAGCAACUGCAUUAUAUGCAGCAGAGUCUUGAAGGUCUCCUUUUUGUUUAGUGAUCUUGAACAUGGUCCGUGAUAUCCAUUCCAGGGGCUUGUUUAUUUGAUACCAUACAUGAGGGGGAAGUUUCUGUAGCAGCUCGUGAAAAGAUAUGUUAUCCCUGAAAUUUGUACCCUGGGCAUAUAAAUUUUGUGUUGUUUCUUGAAUAUUGCAAAUC